AUGUCGGACAGAAUCAAGGACGCAGUCAUUUCCGAGGCCAAGAGCGCCAGUGCGGUUUCCCAAGAUGUUCUCAAAUCCGGCGCGUAUCUGUACCCGUUCAAGGGUAUAAUAUACUUCGCAACGCACAAAGACCUCUGGGGCCCCUUUGUCUCCCGCGCCGGACGGACCAUCAGCCUUGGGGUGGGUGUCACGACAGCCAUGUUCUUCUUCACCUACGUGCCGCAGAUGGCCAUCAUGGCCUUCACCAGUGGGCCACUGGCCGCGGUAUCCGCAGCUCUCCUCGUGCUUAGUGAAAGCUCUACUAUAACGAACCUCCUUUCGCGUUCUUUUCUUGUCGAAGACGCCCUUCUCGAUACCUUUGAUGGUACCCUCAUCGCCCGCGAUCAGGAACCUCUCGUCGCGCAAGGACGCCACGUCAAGCCCCAAUCUGGAGGAAAAUAUGCUGUCGCGAGGCUGGGCAAAGUGCUGAGUCGACCAUUCGCGCGGCUGAGGCCACAGGCGGUAAUGCGAUCAUUGCUGUACCUGCCCUUGAAUCUGAUUCCUGUGGUCGGAACCGUGGUGUACAUCGCUAUGCAAGGGAAGAGGGUUGGGCCGGCGCUUCAUGGGCGAUACUUCCAGCUCAAAGGUUGGAACCACCAGCAACAGGAGGAGUGGGUGACAAAACAUAGGGGCGCGUAUACGGGACUCGGCAUCGCUUCGUUUGUCCUUGAAAUGGUUCCAUUUGCCUCCAUCGCAUUUACAUUCACGAACACUGUUGGAGCAGCCCUGUUUGCUGCUGAUAUCGAAAAGGCUACGGCGUAG
Messenger RNA from Penicillium cinerascens, 801 nucleotides. RefSeq lists its product as uncharacterized. Bases 1 to 801 code for a protein of 266 amino acids. The record is from RefSeq and is a predicted model, not a curated record. The transcript is spliced from 3 exons. Gene Ontology annotation, cellular component: prospore membrane; lipid droplet; ascospore wall. Lineage: Eukaryota; Fungi; Ascomycota; Eurotiomycetes; Eurotiales; Aspergillaceae.